This is a messenger RNA of Stylonychia lemnae, 1578 nucleotides long. Lineage: Eukaryota; Ciliophora; Spirotrichea; Sporadotrichida; Oxytrichidae. The record is from the annotation of a GenBank genome assembly.
AUGGAAGAGGAAAAUGUCACAAUUACUGAGGAAGAGAAACUUUAUGAGGCCUCUCCAAUUGAUAUGAAUUUUAGAUAGAUGUCAAGCGCAAAUUAUUAUCUAGAUAGUGAUCAAUCACAUCAUCUUAAGAACUAACCAUAUAUAAGCUAAGCUCUACAUUUUAGUCCACUUAUGAACUAGAAUAAGCAUCCCUCAAUCUAGGGUCGAGAAUAUAUGACAUCCUCUUCAAAUAACUAUGAUGAAGAAUCUAAGUAGUCGGAACUAUUCAACUUAAUUCCAGAUAACAUUAGUGGAAGUGUGAGCAACUUUCUAUGUCUUGAAAGUCUCUAAUCUUAGUAAAAUGAAGUUGAGCAGUAGCAUGUACAGUAGGAGAUAUUGCCAUCAAUCGAGUCUGUUGAAAGACAGGAGUCAAUUGAUGAGGAGUCUUUAAAUCUGCUUAGCUAAAUACAUCAUAAUGAAGAGAGAAAUGACAACAUAUUCAAUAUACAAGACUAAUUGGUAGUUUCAAAUGAAGAUGACCAUAUUGAUGCUAUUCCUGAUGAACAGAACAUAAGAAACUCCCACUAUCAAGAUUAGUUUCCUCUUGAAGGCAGAGGUAAUAUAUCUAGUGACUAAUUUGACAUUUAUGACAAUAAAAACCCUCACGAAAAACCAAAAGUAUCAUAUAUUCUGCCAAAUGAAUUAUAUAUGAAGAUUACUAUUCUUAGAAGUAAUAAUGAUUUAUCAAAUUUAAAUACUACUUACUUUGUAACUCCAAGAGGAGUUGUUAAUUCCCUUAGAACUUACCCCGAUGGAGAUGUAACCAUAGGAAGACAAUAUAUAAAUGAAAAUGAUCUAGGAUCUGUGCAUAGUACUUAUUUAAAAGUUUCAAAGGAUUACAGCCAUGAACUUAGAAAAGGCUAGAAUUAUUAAAUUGGAACAGAUAUAUACUUCAAUAUUAUAGAUCUAAUGAGCUCGAACCAGAAUUACUCAAGUAACUAAAUGAUAGUCAAUACAUAUGAGGAUUUUAUGAUGUAUAUCGCUAGAGAGUAUUAAAGUUAGACUAAGAUAUAUGGAAUUGAGAAACAUGAAUAUGCUAAGUUUUUGAACUAAAAGAAAUUUAAGCAUUCAAAGGAUAACAAAGAAGAGUCUAAGACAAUAGGCCCAGUUGUUUAAAUUCCAAAACCGUAUUCGUUGGUAAAAUUUGAAAUUGUAACUUCAGGCGGAACAAGUAAUCAUCUUCUAGUUUCGAGAACAGAGAAUCAAAGAAUUGAAUAUAAACUUGGAAGGGCUGCAACAUGUGACAUCAUAACAAAUUAGAUUACUAUCAGUAGAGAGCAGUGUAGAUUUGUAUUUAAUGAUUCUAUGGAUGAUUCAAGCGUCAUUUUAGACUAAAAGCGAAAAUUCACUUGGGGCAUUCGAGAUGGUAAUGAUCAAAGAGAGAGUGCUAAUGGGACAUGGGUGUGUCUUACAGAUUAUAGAUUAAGGUAAUUUAAAUAAGAAAGCUAGAUGGAGCCAAUUAGACAAGGAAGUGAGAUAAAACUAAGUGAUACUGUGUUUAAGAUUGAUUGGACUGAUCACUAACAUUAAAAGUUAUGA